This is a messenger RNA of Arctia plantaginis, 327 nucleotides long. Lineage: Eukaryota; Metazoa; Arthropoda; Insecta; Lepidoptera; Erebidae. The record is from the annotation of a GenBank genome assembly.
AUGCUACUGGAUCCAAAUCCAGGAGCUUGGAUACUCCACACGUGCCACUUUAGGGCUCGAGCAGCGUGGCGGCGACGCACUCACCUCACGAGCGGGCUGUUCAAACGGCGGAGCGACACGCACUGCGCCGCGCCCGCCCUCGCGGGCCAGCCGCACGCCCGCCCGACUAUUUUCGGUGCCAAAAAUCCAGGAUUCCGAUCCAGCAUCGCAAUCGCAACGAACGUGCCGAUCACCGGGCGUCACGCUCCCACACACAGAUAUUCACUAUUUUUGCUACGAUCACCGUACGAGCGGUACUCUUAUGACAAGGGCGGAUGUGAAUAUUGA